UGCCAGAAAGAGCUUAGAGGAGGGGACGCGGACAUCCGAUGGGACAGAUAUGUGGCAGGAGUGAAGAAGACGGACGAGCAAGCCGCUGUUUUCCACAAUAUCGCGUUGACGUUAGCCCGAUUAGCAUUCGCCAGCAUUCUCAUCCUUCCGUCUGGCAUCGACAGUGGAAUUCAAACAACGCAGCAGUCAAGACGAAGGAAAAAUAAAAAGGGCCAAAGUGCCAGACGAAAGAAACGCACUGGGGAGCCCGUCUUUUAAACCCUCCCCCGGCCACGGCGUGUCUGCCUCUCCUGACGUCUCUCCAGUCUGAGAAACGACACAAACGGAAAGAGAGCGAGACGAGGAGGACCUGCGAGACGGAAGAAAAGAAGCCAGCCUGACCGAGCUGAAAUAAAGGCACAGAGAAGAAGGAAAUUGAAGAGGGAAGGAAGAGAGAGAGAGAGAGAGAGAGAGAGAGAGAGAGAGAGAGAGAGAGAGAGGUGGAGGAUAAACUAUAUGCCUUUCUGGGAUUUCAGAGUGGAAUGCCCCUGUCAUGAUGCUGUCACGGUUUCACCCCCCGCCCCCAGGUGACCAAGGAGGGCGUGUCCGGGUUUCGGCCCAUCAUAAAGGGAAUCUCGGCAGAUUCACUUCCAGUUUGUGUUCGGAAGCGUUUCCCUUCAGGUGCAGCCCACUUCACUGACGCUCUGCCCACUUUGGCCAUAGUCCCCAUCUCUUCCACUCCCACUUCCUCCUGGAGUCCAGGCCAUUUCCUGUUUACUCAUCUGGGGAUGCUGUUGCCAUCCCGUGGCAGUUGCCAUGGAGACGGGUGGAUUCCUGUGGUAGGCCAUUUUGGGAACAGCCUCCAGAUGUUGUGUCAGAUGUGGAGCGGUGUUGUGAGCAGAACUGGACAAGGACAGGCACAGAGGUGCUGUGCAGCUCAGUUUCCGGAUUCACAUUGUAUGGCCACAUCACUGCAGGGACCAUAGGACUUCCUCUUCCUGUCAGACAACCUGCUUGACCCUGUUGCAGCGAAAUAAGGAGAGACUAUUUCACUUUAACCCACAGAAACCAUGCGGCACAUUCAUGUGGAGUUAGCCCGCAGGGAGGCUCCUCUAGAGCUUCCAGCCCAAGAGGGGGACCUACCUCCACCUACAGCCCCAACGCAGGGCCUAGAUCCUGGAUUGAGACCAGGGACCCCCAGGCCCUUUGGCCAGGAGGAGAUCCGGCUCCAGAAAGUAUACCAGCUUUCCAUAUUCUCUCAGCUGGGGGGUUUCUCAACCCCCACAGAACCCCCCACAGAGGCCCAGCAGAGGCCCAUGCGAUUUGGGGUGAAGAGGGGGCUCGAGGAGCCCCAGUUAACUCACAAGCGCCCCCAUCUGGGGGACUCUUCAAACAGAGAUGGACUGGAAAGAGGGGUGUUGUGUGGGUCGGGCCCAGCUCCAGGGAUGGGUAUGGUGUUGGGUAUGUGCCCAGGAGGAACAGGUCCCUUAUAUUCUUGCACACUGAUGGACCACAGAGACUCUGACGGGGGUCUUUCUCCCAUCAGAUCUCCACCUCUCUCUCCUAGUCACACCCCCUCCCGACGCCCUGCCCAGCACAACCAUGACAGGCCCGUCCCAGAUAUUUUUGCACGUCUCACCCCCAAAUCACCCCCCAUGUGUGACCCGCAUGGGCAACCCUGUGACCUGGGCACCUCUCUGGGUUCCUCAUCCUCUGGGGGGCGUACACCCUCCUGCUCCCUGGGCAGUCCUGGAGGUGAGAGUUAUGGAAAUGGCUAUGACACACCUACCUAUGAGAGCCCAGGCCCUGCAAGCCCCACCAGUCCUCCAGGCCCCUUCUCCCCCCCUCAUCACACAGAGCUCCAGGAGCCGGGAGAGGCCACAGAGUGGGGUGCUGGGCUAGAGUCCUCUCCACCUGAGCGCAGUGCUACCCAGGCUGCAUCCUCCUCCUCCAAUGGCCUGCCUUCCUGGGAGAAGACGCCGAGUAGUAAUGGCUUCCGCUGUUCCAUUUCUGGAGGACCUUGCCCAGCUAAGAAGAAGCUGUUGUCCCCGAGCGACACAGGGGAGUCGUGUUCAGAGGACGAGGGACCCUCCACCUCCAAGAGGAGUCGGCUAGCACUUCUGGCCCCUGGUCUUGGCCUGGCCUCCUGUCGCAGCACCGAUGCAAAGGCUGCUCCUUACUGGAACCAUCUGCUGCCCUCCGCACGAGACCGAUCUACGAGUGCAACAGACUUGACCAGAUCAGGGAGACGGCUAAAAAAUGGGCUGCGACUGAAAAGUCGCCAGUUACGCAGCGGGAGGCGCACAGACACGUGUCGCUCCACACACUCUAGGUGGCCUUCCUCCUCCAUCAGCAGGUCACUACUGGGCAACUUUGAGGAGUCCAUACUGAAGGGCCGCUUCUCCCCGUCGGGCAGGAUUGAGGGCUUCACAGCUGAGAUCGGUGCCAGUGGAUCCUAUUGCCCGCAGCAUGCCACCCUGCCCGUGCAGGUCACCUACUAUGAUAUCUCUGAGCACAGCGCACCAUCACCCUUCCUGGGGGUGAUAUCCCUCGAACCUCUUGGAAAGAAAGGAUACAGCAUACCCAAAGUGGGGACCAUUCAAGUGACCUUAUUUAAUCCCAAUAAAACUGUGGUGAAAAUGUUCCUGGUGACCUACAAUUUUGGAGAUAUGCCCGUCAAUCACAUGACCUUCCUGCGCCACCGCAUUUUCCUGGUGCCUGUGGAGGAAGGGCUGGAGGGGAAAGUGGAGGGGUCUCCAGGGGUUGGGGUCAUGGACAGGAAGAAGAUUCUCUGCUACCUGAUACACCUCAGAUUCCAGAGUUCCAAAUCUGGGAAGAUCUACUUGCACAACGAUAUCCGGCUGCUAUUCUCCCGCAAAUCCAUUGAGGUGGACACGGGAAUCCCUUAUGAGCUGAAAUCUUUCACCGAGGUGCCAAGAAACCCCAAAUACUCACCCCGUGUGUGACCCUGUGACCCCCCUCCCCCCGCCCCAAAGCCAACCCAGCCCCUAACCCUGCUUCCCAAGGAAGAGGGAUGGGCACAGACAAACAGAAUGCCAGAAAUACAGACGCAAAACUUGAACAGACUUGUAUACACAUCUCUCUCUCUGUCUCUCGCACACGCACACACAGACAGUGCAGCCAUUGUAGAAGUCCCUUUUCAAGCAUUUGCCCCACAUCUAUCCUGCAAUAGCACCGCAGGUAAAUUCUUUCCAAAAUGUUAUUUAGAGGAACUACAGUAAUAGUAUUACAACACAAAACUCACAAUGCCUCUUUUGGAACUAGCUACCAGCCCAUCUCUUGUAUCAUCCAACAGCAAAAACGUGCAGCAGUAUUUCAGCUCACAAGUGGUACGUACGUGGGACUUCUGCAAUGGCUUCAUCUGUGCAAACAACGCAUACAAAGAAAUGCACAAACAUUGGCACACGUUGCUCAACCGGAAAUGGACAUAUGGAUUCUCGUGCACAGACAGAUGCAUACCUACGCUGCGGACCGAACUCUUCUGGUGGUGACUCUCUACGUUCAGUGUUAACAUGCAUGCCUUGUGACUAAAACAUACGGAUUUUUUUUCCCUCUAGUGCCGUAUCACACUGUCCUUCACUCUGCCUGCACCCCCACCACCCCACACCACUGCCGCUAGUGCCGGACCAAACACGACACAAUAUCAGACUACAAACUUUGCAGGGAGAACUGCACACACACACACACUUGCAUAGAACCACUCGUGAUGUUAUCGGCCGAAUCGGAACCAACCCAUCAUCUGCCACCAUUUCUACCAGUUAAAGUGAUACCCACCUGUCAUCUUGGAAAGACAGGAUAUAUCAUACCCAACAGGACCUGACCUGACCAUCUCACACGACAUGGUAUGGACCGCUGUGUGGUGUGCCAAAGCAGGAGGGGCCAUACCAUGUUGUAACUAGUAGGGGAAUUUAUUUUAUGUAGCCAGACUGAGGGACACUGUGUGUUAUUUCCUUCUUCCUCUUUUUUUUUUUUUUUUUAGAAUCUGUUCAAAACAGUUGAAUGUGGGAGUGGAAAAGAAAAAGGAAAAUGGAAAAAAAAACAAGCCGUAGUAUUUUUAAUUUAUGUUUUCGCAAAUGUCUUAAUAAGCAAUAUGCUGCACAAAAGUAGAGUGUGUUUUUUUCAGUCAGACAGACUUUCUCUCCGGAGCGGGACUGGGGAGGUGUAAGUUAAGAAAGGGAGGGAGGGGGGAGGGAUAUUUAAU
Molecule: messenger RNA, 4201 nt
Organism: Lampris incognitus (smalleye Pacific opah)
Lineage: Eukaryota; Metazoa; Chordata; Actinopteri; Lampriformes; Lampridae
Gene: atosb
Product: atos homolog protein B
Exons: 11
Coding region: 1050-2945 (631 amino acids)
Source: RefSeq, a predicted model, not a curated record